AUGGAAAACUCGAAAAAAGACUGGAGAGAAGAUCUCGGAAAAGGGUGUUUUGAUGUUUUCAAAGCGGCGUUUUCACCGUGGACGCAAAGAGUCGAAAACGAAGAAAAAGAAUCUGAACUGAUCGAUCCGGUGAAUAUCAAACUUUUCAAAAUCGUCGGUGAUGGUGGCCAAGCGUACGUUUAUAGAGCUUCCUGGAAGAAUAGAGAAGUGGCCUGCAAAAUUUUCAAAAAUGAAAAUGAAGCCUCUCUCUCCGAUCUGAAAAAGCUACUGAAGCUCAAACACGAAAACAUCGUCAGCUUGAAAGGCGUCGUCGAGCGUUUUCCAACCGAGCAGAUCAAACACAGUCACAUUCAAGGACCUGGUCUUGUUAUGGAAUUUUGCAAAAUGACUCUUCAAGAGGUUAUCCAAAGCCAGCGAAUCCCAAUCGGCCCUACAGAAAUCCUCACAUACGCGACGGAAAUGUGUAAAGGGAUGAAAUACUUGCACAACAAGCGUAUCAUCCACCGCGAUCUCAAAUCGCCCAACAUUCUCGUCGGUUUCGACAAUAAAUUAAAGAUUUCCGAUCUCGAUUCCCACACACUCGCGCAUCCAGAAGAAUCUGCAAAGAUUUCCGUCCGUGGAACGCCGAAUUGGAUGGCGCCCGAGUUGAUCAGGGCUGAGAAGUGCUGCGGAAAGGUUGAUAUCUGGUCGUUUGGUGUUAUUAUCUGGGAGUUGGUGACGCGCGAAGAACCGUACAAGAACUUGAACUCAAAUCAGAUCAUCUUUGGCGUCGGCAGCAACAGGUUGAAGCUGCCUAUUCCGUGCAAGUGUUCCCCGGUUCUCGCCUCGCUAAUGACUUCAUGCUGGAAGACGCCAGCGUCAGCAAGGCCAUCUUUUAGCAGACUCGAGAAAAUGAUCCAGCAUGCUGAAAUGGACCUUGAAGGAGUCACGAUUGAACAACUAGAAGAUGACCGAUGCACUUGGCGUAGGGAAAUCAACACGGCUUUGGAAGACUACAAAUCUGCAAAAGAAGAGUCGACAAAGACCCGCGUCGAGGAAGACUGGAAAGAAGUCGCGAAACUUCGCGAAACACUCGAAAAGUUCGUAUCGGACAAGAUAACGAGCGGAGAUCUGAGCCCAGAGUGCAUUACACAAUCGUUCGUGCGUAUGCCCUCAAGUAUCCGCUUACCGAUCAUGAACAAGAUCGCUACGUCUGUCUCGCCGCCAGAUCUGAACUCUCCACCAACACCGUCCUCGGGUCGGCGAAGCAACCGCCGCCGCCGUGCCAAGAAACCACCAGCCACCUUUUCGCCCAACUUUGGCCAUGUCAACUCCGCUUUCCAGAUUACGUAUAGCGAUCACGAAGGGGAGAACGAAGGCGACUCCUCGGACGAUGAUGUUCCUCCCCGAGUGCCACGGGUUAACUCUGGCCUGCGCGCUAAGUCGUAUCACCAUAUUCGAACUGUCGACAAUCUGCAGCUUCAGCGAGAAGCAUCGAGCUCUGAUGAUGCAAAUAUUUCUUCUGCUUCGCCUCAUAGCUCAACCAGCGAGAAUGAAGAAACAACGGAUAGCUGUUUAUCAGACACUCCAGAGACCCCCGACAUCGGCGAGCUCCCAGUUUUCGACACUCAGCCUGUUCCCUUCAACCGACAAUCGUCGAUAGACGAAGGCUUUUUCUCCUCGCGCGGUCCGUCGCUGAACGACAAAGCAGCAACGCUCGACCAUCCGAAAUGCUCGAAUGGUACAAAAGUCCUACACCAGCCUACACGCAAUAAUCCAUUUCGCAAUUCAUCACCCGUUUAA
This is a messenger RNA of Oikopleura dioica, 1782 nucleotides long. The record is from the annotation of a GenBank genome assembly. Lineage: Eukaryota; Metazoa; Chordata; Appendicularia; Copelata; Oikopleuridae.